AAUGCAGUUGAUGGGAGAAUGUAUGUGACGAGCUUUCGAAUAAUAAUGGUUUAGUUGACAUGGUUUUGCGUGGAGUUAGGAAGUGUAUUUGAAUGAUAUUUUUCGUCAAUAGUGUCUUAGACAAUGGAAUUGGAGAAUCGGGCUGUUCUUGUUGAAAAUAAUAUUGGCUUUUAAUGACAGUAGAGGGAUAUUUAGAACAAAUUGUUUGGCAGGGUAUAUAGAAUGUAAGGCAAGUUAUUGAUUUGUGCUCACUUGAUAUAUUUCUGUUUUCGGUAGAGUUUCUCCAGGAACCAAUAUUAAACAGAUCCAGGGAUUUCAUUGUGUUGUGGAAACAUGCUAGGCAUAUAUAUACUUCAAGAAAAACAUACAUGUCACAAAUAUGUAUGAAUUAACAAGCUUUUGUUUACAUUUUGAAGAUAUUAUAUUUUAAAGAAAGUGACAAUUAUGUAAAGCAGACUUAACUUUCAUAGGCUGUAUGAAAUGACAGGUACAUGGUGUUCUAAUAAAGUUUUACAAAUGAUCAAUAUUUGCCUUUAAAAGUAUCUAUAGUCGGGUACACAAAGAAACAUAUUAAUUUGUUUACAUUUUAAUCCUUAGCCGGUUUAGAAGGCUGAUCUGUCUUUUAAUAGAUAUUACGAUAUAAUCAUAUCCGGAGAGAUUUUCAAAACUGAUAUUUCAUAUGGAAAUAAGUAUUCAUUUUGCGGAUUCAAGCCUGAUCAAGUCGAGUGUAUUGGCUGAUCUGCAUGGAUAACUACACACAAAGUCUUUUCAUUUAGAGUUGUCAAUGUAUACAAAGACCACUAUUGAAAAAUUGUAAAGGUAGCUCUCACAAAUUAUUUAUCCUGUACAGUGUUGGUUACCAACGAUCGUUUCACAACAUUGGAGCGAGAAAGACUUACCGAACAGUAAUACGCUAAUAUUUUAUGGACACUUUAGUUUCACCUUAACAUGUGCGACUGUUCAUAAGUGACAUGAGUACAUAGAUAUAAACUACUCCUUUAUUUGUAUUUGUGAAUGGUCUGUUUAACAUGACAUUUGUAGUAUAGUAAAAUUUGGGAAAAAUGAUAAGAUGGUGAACUAAAUUACUUGCAUAUACUACAUGUUUUAACCUGGAUAAGCAAUAUUACAUAUCUGGAUAAUGAAGACAAUGGUAAAUAAUCUUGAUUAAUGAUUAAGGUUGCAAGGAAUUACAGCAAUGUCUAGGAUGUAGACAUAAUCUAGAGUACAGAUGAGUGCAGUGUAGUAUCAAAACACGUGGUGAAUCAAGGUAGAUUUUUGUGGGCGGGAGAAAGUUUUCUGUCUUUCUGCCACACGUGGAGAUAUGAAUGAACAGUUAUGAUGAAAGAUCAAAAACCAUUAAGGUCACUCCUUAGGAUAAAGGCUCUAGACCACAAAGGGCACUAUACCUACUGAGUAAUGUAGUAAACAAAACUGCUAUAGGAGUGUGGCUGUAUUAUAUAAUGAGAACAUUUGUUGUUUGGACCAUUUCAGAGAUGCUUGAAAUUUGAAAAACUGUUAUAGUGAAUUAUUUGAAGGCAAAUAUCAGGAAAUUUAUUUCUUUGUGUAGAAAUUAUCAUUGUUAUUUUAAAGUCAAUGUGACAUACCAGAUUUUUCAUGGCAGUGAAUGUAAUGAUAAUAUUAAACAUUUAACAAGCUUGAUUUUUAUCAUUCUAUGGUCAUUGCUGGAGGCAUUUAUUGAUGAUUUUAGAGAUUUUUUAACAGCUUGCCUAUACCCUGUUAAUCAUUGAUCAGAUCAGGGUCAUCUGAGCUCUUUGUGUGAUCAUUUCCGAUCUAUUGUGUGAAAGUUAACCAAGCUCGGAGGCAGGUGGGAAAAUUUGGUGGUAUAGUGACUUGUUUAGUAGAGCAAAGAUUACACAGACAUGGUCAGGAAUAAUUUACAAGUUAAUCAUUUGAAACAGUCAUUUAUAAGUUCAAAUUGAGAGAUUUGCCCCAGGGUGAAAAGAUUUGAAAUUAAGUUGCAAAUUUAUGACAGUUAUCUGAAAUACAUAGCAAUCAUUUGGAGUAAAUUUACAAGUAUGUGUAAAAUUCAUGAACCAUUCUUCAUUGAAAUGUCAGUGCUCAGGAUUUCACUUAAAGGACACGUAUGUGAAAUAGCUUAAAAACUGACACAAGGAUAUUUUUAGUAGGGACGUAUGAUAGCAUAUGAAAAUUAGUCAAGAAGUGACAUGAUUUAACACAGGUCGCAAAAAUUAGUAAUGUGUAAAGCAGGUAACAAAAUAACAUAAGUACAUGUUAACUAGACGUGAACGAAUGAUAAUUCAUUUUGCGUAUAAAUUAUUGAAUUCAAGUGCCCUGAAUGUUAAAGUGAUGUGGUACUUAGAAAUAAAAUUGACUUUAAUGUCAUGAUAACUGACAUUAUCAUUUCAGUGCUCUAAGGUACAUAUAUGAUUUAAACUGACGGAGCAAUAAAAGAGGAAAGAAAAACAACUAAGAACAACUGGAGUAUUGUGAACUUUUAAAAAGGAUAAGUUGAAGCAGGACAUUUAAGUUGAAUUGAUACUGUCGUCUAAUCAGAUAAAUGCUCGUGACGAAUUAACAGUUUGAGGAUUUAUUUAACAGUAAUCUCAGUAACUGUUUGGUUUAUAUACAUGGAUUGAGUUGAUUAUGCAGACAAUGUUGCCUGUAAAACGAGUUUCGGUGAGCGCUGCCGUGGAGAUAAUUCGGGAGGAGGUUCCACCUCUAUCUCUGUCACCUGUUCAAUAUGACACACUUCCCACUUGUAAGAAAUGUCAACGAGAGCGGACUCGUAAUCGAGAUUUCAAACAAAACAAGAAAGGGAAACGUAAGCAGAAUCGUGCAAAUACUCCGAUUGUCAUCCAGCUAAAAGAUACGCUAAAGGCAGCGAUACAGCAGAAACAGAAAAGUAAACGAAACUUGCUUCAGAAGCAAGAAUCAAAUGAAAAUCGUGAUGAAGGAGAUGUAGAGACAGAUAACAGUUCAGAUCGAGGUGAUACAGUUUUAAAUAAAAAUAGGCAGCGGAAAAAUGUAAAGAAUUUUAGUGCCUUUAUAGAGAAAUCAAACAAAAGAGAAACAGCUCGUAAUGUUCAGAGCAAUCUCAUUGAAGAUAAUCCGUUUAAUGAAAAACUUGUAGCAGAGUUUGUUCUAAACAAUAUCACAGACUCGCAAAUGCUCAUGAAAACAUGCCACAAGAAAAGCAUUGUAGAGUGUGAAAAUGUUGAUGUUAUUUGUAAUGAUUUGAAUAGUAACGAGUCUCCUAUAGAGGAUACAGAAGAGAGUGAGAUAUCAUCAACAACAUCAAGCUCAGAAAUCCAGUCUGAUUCAGAUGUUUCAAAUCCACAAGACAGUCCCAUUAGUCAAGAGUUUACACAAGAAGAACUCUUGCAGCUUGCAGAGUAUACAACUGGUUGUCCCCUAGUUCGCUAUGAUUGUGCACCUUCUAAUUGUCCAGAGUGCUUGUGGUAUAAGGAGCAUGUUAAAAUAUCCCAGGGUCAGAAAUAUCACCAUGCUCAAGGGUCGCAUUCAACCAGAUGUUUUUCGCAACCGCAUCAUUCGUACAGCAAAAAUCGUCACAACAAAUCCAAGAAAUUUGCUCAUCAAAACCAGAACGUGCCUUCCCAGAAGUCAUCUGCAACUGUUAAAAUCAAUAACAUAUCAAACGCUGAAAGCGACAUAGAUGACUUUAAGUCUGAUUGUCCUUCAGAAACUUCCGUAGAUACGGACACGGGACCACUAGAGAGUACUUCACCUGUGUCUAAACGUAGCUCGUUCAGUUGGUCAAGUCGAGGAGACUUUAAUUCCCAUAAACAAUUAUUAGACAUAGAUAUUGCCGGUAAGCAGAAAAAGGCAGUGUUUACACCAGGACACAAUGACCUAUAUCUGGACAGUGUAUACAUCGAUCUUACAGACACUGACGUGACAUUUAGUGUCUACUACCACCAUAGUUUAACGGAGGAUGAAUCUGUGUAUUCAGGAAGCUAUGCUAGAUACACAUCCUCAAAUAUCACAGGGACACACCAUCAUGACUUCAUGCCUUAUUACACUGUGCCAUAUUUUCAACAAUACAUGUACUGGUCUGGUUAUUAUACCCCAAUGUACAGUAUACCAAUGCCAUUCUAUCUACAACCAGAUGAAUCUCUCCCAAAGACAGCCAUGGUGCCUCCAAAGGAGCUAGCCAAAUUUAAUGCCAGUGCCCCUCCACAGAGACAGUGGAUACCCCUGUCCAGGCCAGAACCAGGGCGACCAGCAGCAAUUUUCACUGUGAUGUGUUACAAUGUGUUGUGUGACAAGUACUGUACACGGCAACAGUAUGGCUAUUGUCCAUCAUGGGGCCUAAACUGGGAAUACAGAAAGAAAGGCAUCAUGGAUGAAAUACGUACAUGUGCAGCAGACAUCAUUAGCCUUCAGGAAGUUGAAACUGAUCAGUUCUUCAACUUCUUCAAACCCGAGUUGGAGCGGGAUGGCUAUCAGGGUAUAUUUUCACCAAAAUCUCGUGCAAGAACCAUGACAGAACAGGAGCGGAAACAUGUUGAUGGCUGUGCUAUAUUCUUCAGGACAUCAAAAUUUAGCCUUGUGAAGGAGCACCUUAUAGAGUUUAAUCAGCUUGCAAUGGCAAAUGCGGAAGGUUCUGAUCAGAUGUUAAAUCGUGUCAUGACCAAGGAUAACAUUGGCCUUGCAGCGUUACUGGAAACUCGGGAAGGUGUUUUCGAUAGCAGCGGUGGUCUGCCCCCUGAAGGAAAAAUCAAACAGCCCCUCCUUGUUACCACAGCUCACAUGCACUGGGACCCCGAAUUCUCAGACGUCAAACUCAUUCAAACGAUGAUGCUCAUGUCGGAGCUAAAAAAGGUCGUCGAAGAAAGCUACCUGGUCAUACGUCCAGACUUUACCGGGCAGACGGUCGACUGUAAUUCCAUACCCAUGAUACUUUGUGGUGAUCUCAAUUCUCUCCCAGAAUCAGGUGUAAUAGAGUACUUGUCUACUGGUCGUGUAGCCAGCAAUCAUAUAGAUUUCAAGGAGCUAGGCUACGAGGCGUGUCUGCAAGUAUUUAACUCUCACAAGGAAACAAGCUCCCAUCUCAUGCACAAGUUCCGUCUUGCAAAGGCGUAUGAAGAUAAUAUCAUGCGACAUACAAAUUAUACAUUUGAUUUCAAGGGAAUCAUUGAUUACAUUUUCUACUCACGCCAUUACAUGAAUCUUCUCGGAGUUCUCGGCCCUAUGGAUGAGAACUGGUUCCAUGAAAACAAAGUUGUUGGCUGCCCACAUCCGCAUAUCCCAUCGGAUCAUUUCUCAUUAUUCGUAGAAUUCGAGAUGCCUGUUCCGUACCCAGAUAUCAGUACGAUACUGAAUGACGAUACACCAGUGACUACGAGCAGCGGAAACAGUCUAGGUGCAAUCGGAUCGUCACGAGACAAACACCACAGAUAGCACUAACCUUAACAAAAAUCAGCCAUGCAUGUCGUAUUUCAUGUAUACAAUCACACAUUGUCUCAACUGCUUUGGUGAAAUGUUGCUCAGAUCACACAACUCUGGCUAAAGUCCUGAAACAUUGAAUAUUUAAUUAUUUUAGUCAGUGGUUUACCAAUCAUUCCAGACAUAGAACUAUAAUUGUAAAUAAUUAUCCGGACAAUCUAGGAGAUAUUGAGGAUCCACCAGGUUGUGAUUCCUCCUUGAAAAUAUGUUGAAAACUUUUUGCUAAUCUGAUACAAGGGACCUCUGUGGCAUAUUGGUUAUGGUUACUUGCCCCUUCCAACAAUAGGUUCAAACCUUACUAAAAGUAAAGAAUACUUCAUAUGAGCAAACCUCCUAGCUGGCUUAAGAAAAGUCAGUGAAUCUACUCAGGUGCCUGUCUGUAAAGAAACAAUGCCUAGAAAAGGCACCUUUGGUCUUCCUCCAGCAUCAAAGGCCAGAACGGUAAAAUAUGACUUACAGUUACGCUGAUGUGAUGUUUAACCUAACAAAAAGAAACAAGAAACUUAAUAUGCCUAUUAUCCUAAUAUGGCUUACCAAAAAUGUGGCACAACAACUGUGUCCAAUUUUAUAAAGUUUUAAGACCAGUCGCAACUCCAGCCUCUGAUUGGCUGAUUUAAAACUGUUAAAACUAAAUCCUAAUACUGACCCAUUGCAAGGCUGCAGACAGAAACUGUUCUCCAGACAAAUAUCUUUCAACCAGGUUGUUGAAUUGCCCCAGACUUUUUUUUUUAUUCAGGUCAUUAUGUCGGUUUCAAGUUGUAUUUCCCACAGGCAAAAAAAAUCUUACAGACACCAGUGUGAUGUUUUGAGGUCUAAAAGAUACUAUCUUGUCAUGGAUUACUUUCAAAUUGGUUCAUCACAUAAUAAUUUGGGUUCAUUGGCUGCUGUACCUGAUGAGUUUGUCUAUACGUUAAAGUUUUGAAAGGCUUCAGGAAACCAAAUCAGUAGUAAAUCUGAUUUUAAGUGAACCACUGUUGAGAUGAAAGUUGUCUAUGCUAUGGGUCAUUUACCUGUAAUCUUGACAAAGGUUUCGCCUUUGCUGGAGGAUAUCAAUUAACAGAAUAGAUGCUGCAUUUAUUUUAACAGAUUAAGAUGCAUAUACUAGGGCAUUUUUCUACUACAAGUCAUUCAACUUAGAUCUAGAUCUAAGCUUUGUUUACUGCAUAGUUUCAUUUGUUAUGCAUGGAAAUGUAAUAUGUUGCUUUUGGCCAUUCCAUUAUCUAAACAGGAGAUAGCGAUUUUUUACCAUUUUAAAAGUACAGAAACUAUCAAAAGUUUGAAUAAGAACUUCAUUGAAUAAAAUGUUUAUGACAAUUGUCAGUAGGCUUUGACUUAAAGGAACUUUUAAAGAUAACAUAGGUCAAAAUAAAACAAUAAAAUGUCUCAUACUUAACUUUUUACACUCAUUCAUAACCCCAACCUGCUAAUAUCUUUUACAGAUUUGGUAAAAAAAAAAGUGGAGAAAAAAAAGUUAAUGGAGAAAUUGUUACAUUUCACAUGUUAAUAGCAGAUGAAUUAUUUUGAACUGCCCGGAAUGACAUAUCUUCAGUUUUAAAGAAAACACUGUUGAUUACAUUUCCUGAGAUAAUUAACAAUAAAUUAUAGAUAGAAGUGACAGAAGAACAUGUUUUGUAUGAAAGGUUUCCCAUGUUAGACUGGUAUCUGUCAUAAUUAUUGAUAUUGUUGCGCUUUUUGCCUGUGACACAAAUUUUCAUGUUGCAAUUCAGCUAUAUUUUUUUAUGAUUGAUACAAAAUAAUUUGAGAAAAUUAACAAGGUUUUGUAAUUUUAUUAAUGUCAUAAAACUAGAUGUGUCUGGCAGGCAGUUGAGCAGAUUUAAAUGAAGCCUUUAUUCAGCAGUUUUCCAUUGUUUUCAUGAAAUAAAAACAGCAGUCAAAACUUGGUGGAAUUAGACUUUUUAUGUUCAAAGAAAUAUUACCUAGAUAGAAUAAACCUGUUGAGACAAAGUUUGGUUGUACAUGUGAAAAAAGAUUGUAUACAUUUAUUCAACACUGAUUUUUUAAAAGCAGUUGUUGUUUUUUCUAUCACCUCAAGCAUUAUGAACACCCAAAUUGUAAUAUGCAGCUACAGCAGGUAAAUCAGGUAGAGGUUACACUAUCACAAAGUGUCUUAACCUGUGAAAAUACUAUUGUGUUCACCCCUCCUCAUAAUCAUGGAACAGUCCACUCAGGGGAAGUUACUCUCGUAGAUUGAAGCAAACUAUUAUUUUGGGGUUGUUUUUUUUUCCAAUACAUUGUAUGAGGACUUGAAUUGUCAUUACGGUUUCUUUCAUGAAGUGGGUGGGAUAUAAAAAUUGUAGAUGUAAAUUCCAAUUCAUCAUAAGAUUAGGAGGUUAUUUGUGGUUUAUUAAGUUUGAUAUUUUGAACUUGGCAGCUCUAAAUUAUGAGGUAACAUUUCCACAGGGACUGUAGGGCUUCACAUUGACUUUCAUCUUACUCAGUUCAAAUAUACUCACAAGGCACACAGAUAACUAAACUGUGAGAACAAACUUUUUGAAGAAAAAACAAAUGCCAGCUUUAAUGUUUUAUUCAAAUGGGUGGUGGUUUUUAUUUGAAAUGUAAGGACCACCAAAAAAAGACAUAAAGAUGAACUUUAAAAAUGAAGUAUGCUUGUCGCUUUAGUAUAAGGUAUGAUUAGUAUUAAAUAUUAACUAAUUUUUGUUUUCACUGCCCUUGCUAUUCUUGUUUGAACAAAGGUAUAUUAUCCUGCCAUGGUAGAGUGAUGUUUAACAUACAUGAAAGAAAAUACAAAACACUAGCGUGAUUGUGUUGAAAUAAAACCAAUCUUGCAUGACUGUGUGAUGGUAAACUUGUGCAGUGUGAGUCGUCUUUAGUCCAAAAAAUAGAAACAUCAGCAAAAGUGCUAAAAAUAGUUCAGUAUAACAGUAAAGCCUUCUUUAUAAAUAUAUUGGUAGAUGCUGUAAGGGUCUCAGCUUGUGCAUUGGGAAAGAAUACUUAUCCUUUAUUUUGAGUAAUAUCUAAAUUAUUCUGGGAUAUUUUUAAGACAGAUGAUUGUAGAAGGCACAGUCUGUGCAUGUUACCUAUAAUUAUGAUGUUACAUUUCUGGUACAUACUUGAUCAGUUAAUUUAUUUUUAACAUGUUUUUAUGUAAAAGAGAUAUACCUGUAUCUUGUAUGGUAGUGAAUGUUCAUCUAGAACAGUGUGUCUCUUCAUCAGAUUUUAAAAUUUUAAAUUGUUUGUACACAAGUUAAAGCAUCAUGAGAACAACCCUCUUAGCUAUAUUGAAAAAGAUGAAAUAAUUUGACACAAGAUCUGAAUGGUUCCGCAAUUGCAGCUAUCAUAAAACCAUUGAUCUGAGCAUUGUUUUUGAAUUUUCUAUAACCAUCAGUAUGUAAUUAAUCCCUGGUACAUUAAUGGGUAAAUUCGGCUCUUGUAUUUCCUUGUUCUUUUUAUGAAUAUAUAAUCUGAUAGCAGUGGAAUUAUUAUUUUUAACAAUUGUUCUGUUUAGUUCUGUUCAGAAACGAAGAAUAAAACACCACUUUUGAAAUAGAAACAAGGAUCACAUCCAAGGAUUGUUUUCACUUUUAAAGUGUGUGUGUUUGCUUUUAUUCAACUUAAUUUCUGCUUGAUAGAUAGCGCUUAUUAAUGAAAUUGUGUUUUCAUCUUUGCUGUGAUGCUCUCUAUAUAGUGGAAAACGGUUACAUAUUUCUUCUCUGUACAUAAGUAUUAUGAUUUUACAGUUUUUUUUUAAUCUUUAUUGGACUUUGUUUUUAUCUAUCACUUCAAAUGUGUCAUUUAUUUGAUAUUUAUUACAGACAUAUUAAUUUGUAUUGGAUAGAAAAUGUUUUUCAUCAUAGAAAUUAGAUAAAAUUACUGUAUUUUUUUUUUAGCAAAGUUUAAAAUGCAAAUCAACUGUGUAAAACCUAACAUUUUUUCAGGACAUUUCUCUGUUAUUUGCUCAAACUUUUCAUACUCCAGGUUCAAAGGUUAUAAACAUUGAGUUUGGAGCCCAGUCUCACAACUCAAGCCUCUGAUUGGCUAAUUCUGAUCUCAUUGUAGAAACUGACCAAUCACAGAGCUGCAUUCUGAGGUUGGUUUACAAACUGAAGAUUAUAACUUCAGACCAAAAGAUAUGUUCUGACAUUGUUUUCUACGUUUUUUGUCUUCAUUAU
Mercenaria mercenaria is the source of this 9599-nucleotide messenger RNA. Its product is annotated as CCR4-NOT transcription complex subunit 6-like. Gene Ontology annotation, biological process: nuclear-transcribed mRNA poly(A) tail shortening. The record is from RefSeq and is a predicted model, not a curated record. Lineage: Eukaryota; Metazoa; Mollusca; Bivalvia; Venerida; Veneridae. Gene Ontology annotation, cellular component: nucleus; cytoplasm; CCR4-NOT complex. Gene Ontology annotation, molecular function: protein binding; poly(A)-specific ribonuclease activity. The transcript is spliced from 8 exons. The coding region runs from base 2626 to 5403 and encodes 925 amino acids.